AUUAAAAUGAACUGAAAAAUGUCGCAACUUCUAACCCUGGAGCAGACCAGUAAACUUAUCAAGUUUCCUAAAGCUGUUUCAUAUCAUUUAGGACAUUCUACAGGUUUUGAAAGCAAUGAUUUUGACGGGAGCGCAGAUUUGGGGAUCACCUCAUUGGAUGGGAGUAUUGCAGCAAUUGCAAAGGGCUGCAACCUUGAUGUUUUGAAUCUGGAAACUAAUGAGAGGUUGGCUGCUUGGACCUUUACAUCACAAUCUGGAGAUCAGGAGCCCGAGGUUUCCAGUCUUCUAGUUGUAGCAGAAGAUAAACCGACCUCCAGAUCUAGUCUUGUUCUUGUCGGAAUAAACUCUGGUGCUGACGGGGGACAACUCUGUUUGUUUGAUAUUCCUCAAUCUAAACCUAUUCGAUGUAUCUCUCUUCCUUUCCCGGUCACAAGUCUUGCUCUUGUAUCCUCAGUUGGGGGCCCGAGUGCUGCUGGGUAUUUUCAUCCCUCUCUCAGAUAUUUUCAUGGUAUUGUAGCGGUGGGGAUGGCGCAGGGUCAUUUAUAUCUACUGGAUCUAGCACUGGACGAAAAUGUAACCUCGACAGAUUUAUCGCCUGCUGGGGUCGUCUUCAUAGAUCCUCUGUCUAGAGAUUUAGCCAGGCAUAGACGUGACGCCGUGUCUCGUCAGAAUCAUGUUGCUCUUGAUCUUACUUGUGAUAUUAGAGGUCAAGUCUUUAUAUGGGAGCAGGUGUCCUCUGGAUCUUUCUCCAGUCCAUCUUCAAGGAAAGAAAUUCAGUUCUCCGUGGACGAUGUGAAGAUCACCUCCCUGCACUACUCCGGGUUUAACGCAUCCCUUGCCGUCGGGUUCAAUCUUGGCACUUGGAGACUUAUUUCAUUACAAACGUUACAGAUUGAUCACAGUAGUGUUUAUGUAAGAAGUGAUAAACCAGUCACGCAAAUUUCAUUCCAAGAACCAGAAAAUGAUCCAAGGAACUAUGUAUAUUACUGGAUUGUCCGAAGUGAACAAGAAGAUGACACGGAUAGUUUAGCAGUAGCUACCCUUUACAGUUUAACCUACAGGAAUAAACAGCUUGAGUUUGUCGGUGAUGAAGAGCUACCUCUCUACACAGACCUGGAGAGCUUAGUUAUCAGGUUCGAGCAUAUACUAGGAGGGGAGGAUGAACCGAAUUGUAGUUGGUGUAUUGGAAUGUAUACCCUCGAAUUACGUCCAGGAUACUCGAGCAAUGAUACUAGUGAGACGGACCAUAGUAAAGAUUACGGACUAAAUGUUAUAAUCUGGAAAGCAGGAACUAAACCCUCUACUGCUGCUACAUAUCUAGGCGUCUUUGAUAUAAAUGCCUGGUAUCAGGCCCAGAUGCCUGCUAGUUUCAGUGUAGAUGAAUCCGAUGAACUGUGCAGUUACUUUAGUCAUAGUCUUCUUGAAGACCCGUUCGGUACUUCAGGGGGUAUACUGGACGUUACAGUUUUCAGGGAUACAGUUACUAGGUUCAAUGGUUCUGGUCCGGUUCUUGAACAGCAUUGUUACCCAAGCAGUCUCAAGUUUGAUCUAGUAGUGGUGACCAGGGACGGGUUCCUCACCGCUAGUCAUCUUGGUAUACAGAGACGAGUUCUCAACGAGCUAGCGUGCCGGCCAUCCUCCCUUGUACAACCUAGUCAGCUGUAUCAGAUCUGUCUAAUGGCAGGGCUAGCACAGGGAAACAUGAUGGAACCGUCUCUUCUUACACAACGAGAACUCCUCCUUAACAUCGCCCUGGAGUACAACAUGGUUGGAUUAAUUGUUGGUGCUGUGCGGGCCUGGUCGGAUGGUAAAUAUUCCAAGGCUGGAUGUACACUCAAGUUUAUGCUGGACUGGGCCUGGAAAAGGGUUGCAGCGAUCAAGGAAAAACUGGAUUUUUCCACAUUGCCUCUGUUUGAUCUGAGUAUAGUUGAAGCGGACGAGGGGAGUAAGCAGCUGCUAAGCAAGCUGUCAGGACAGCUGGCACAUCUGGUUAGUAUAUUGUCAGCUGUCGGAGCAGCUUCCGGGAUUGUUACUCAGAUUGGGUUGGAACAGUUGGAGUGCAGACAAAAUGUUACUGGUCUGGUUCUGUUGUACACACAAGCUGUCACCUGGUUUGUUAACAUGGGUCUUCUUCCUGAACAACCGGAAGGAAGAUCAAAUCCAUAUCCGGUUCAAUUUCUAAUAGGCAAUAACUCAUCUAAACAGCUUCAAUUUAAGAGUGGCGGAGCUGGUGAUUAUCCUCCUCCCAACCUACACGCUUUACUCUCUAUCUUCCUCUCAGAUACUCCAGCACCAGCCAAGUUGAGAUUGGUCCAGUAUUUGUUCCUGGAUUUAGCUCAGAUACUGGAUCCACAGCUGUGGUCUGAUCUUGUAGAUAAUCUGAUCAAGUUCCCAUCUGCAUUCAGUCUACCUCCUUCAAUCAUUAAAUUAACUCAGGCAUUCUGGUUACUAGAUCAUGAAGAUUGGGAGGAAUCUGUUUCCAUGAUGCUUGAUCCACUCCUACAGGAGGACGACCUCUCUCCAGAGCACCACAGGGCCAUUCUGACCGCUCUACUCGCGCAGGGUCAAUUUGCAUUAGCUCUUAAAUAUUCCAGGAUACGUCGUCCCCCUGUACUAUCAGAACUAGAUGUUCAACUACAAAUCAGUGUUCUUCUGCAGAACGGAGCAAUUCAGGAAGCGUAUACGUUCCAGAGAUCUCGCCAGGGUUCUCAGGGUCGCCCUGAGCUUCUCCAGCAGUUCUAUCAGAAGGCGGAGCAGCUUAAUAAACUAGAUUCAGUUCUUAAACUCUCAUUGUCAGUUCAAGAGGAGGAACAGUUAGUCAGGUUUCUGCAGGAAAGUAAGAAACCCCAUAGCAAGGAAGCACUGCUUAUGUAUUAUCUACAGAGAUCCAGGUACACCGAUGCCAUGCAGUUGAAUGAGAAGCUGAAGAAUAUUGGCGGAGGUCCGAAGGCUGCUGCAAGAGAGGCUAUCAUGGAUAGAUACAGCAGCAUCCUCCCCAGCCUUGCUAAGGGAUACAAGACCCUGGUUACUAAGACAGAUGUUCCAAGGUCCAGACCUGAACCUGUUCAAGUUGUACCGAAUAACAUGAACAUGAGCCUGAUGAGCCGAGCUAGGAAUAUUGAGGACUCUUUGGGAACUCCGAAACAUAAUCUUCCAUCCCAAACUCCUUUCAGGAAUCGUGGAGGACGAAGAGUAGGUAUUGGAUUAUUAGGAGAAAGGACGGAUCCAGUGAAAAGAAAACUAUCUGAGUAUCCAACCCUCUCAUACCCAACCUCAGACAGUACCAUAGAAGAAUGUGAGACUACAAGGAAUGAUCUAAUAUCUCCUCCCAGCAAGAGAACCAGGAUGUCAGAUAUCUCAUCUUUAACAAUGUCCACCAAAACACAGAGGAGACUCUCAAGGUUUAUGACUGCGGAUGCAUUGACUAUCCUGGAAACUCCUGUGAUAGUUAAGAGAAGUAUGAGAAGAACUGGAACUCCUGAGGACAUUAGACGAGAUGCACAUACUCCUCAAUCCAUACUCAAGGUGAAAAAACUAAUUCAAGAGAACUCUCCAGCUCUCGACCAGGAAACAUCUCCCAGUGAAUCACACCUGCCUGGUAGAAAUUCUCGCGAGGGGACUCCCGGCAAAUCUAUCCGGUUCAAGGUACCGAAGAAAAUUCCGCCUCCAGACUUCUCUGUUCCCAUGCCGGCUGGCGAGGCGGAGACUACUAUAUUCUCUCCUAGUCUUGUAUCCCCUAGGGCGGAGUUGGCGACUAGUUCAGAUGUAGAAAUAUCCUUCCAGGUUCCUGUUCGCAGGGUUGAUGAUUCCAGAUUUAACAGGAUGAAGGUUCGGAGUAUAAGUGAAAGUUCUAAAAUGAGUUCUGAAGGGAAUGAUAGUUAUCAUAGUAUUGUAGAAGAUAAUCCAAUCCCGGUCACUAGUCCUCCGCUAAGUACAAAGCUGGAUGAUGUGAUGGAAAAAGGAAAAGCCAAACUUCAGGAAACUUUGGAGAGAAUAUUGGAGAAGGAAACUGGUAGAGAAACUCCUGGUGUUAGUCAAGAUAUUGAUGCCCCUGUUGAUGAUGCAAUUGAAGUAGUUGAUGAUGAGGUCGACCCUGAGGCUGACCUUGACGAUGAUAAGGAUUCUGAUGAUCUCUAUUACGAGAAUAGAAGCUUCGAGAGAAAAGAAUGCGACCUCGAGGUUGAGUCCGAGGAUGAAUCACCGAAGAAGGUCGAGCUCUCCUUUGAUAUGGACGCACCUAGGAUGGGAGACCGGACAAUGCAUAAUAUGAUCGAGAAACUGAUCGAGGAAGAACUUCCAAAAAUGGAGAAGCGAGAUUUGGACAGAAAAGAAAAGGAGAAGAUAGAGACGGAGACAAGAAGGCGGUCCAUGUGGCCGAGAAUGUACGAUGAUGCUUCGGGGGAGGAGGAGGAGGAACCUGCUCCUGAACCUGCUUAUAAGGAGGUUGAAGAGCCGCAGCAGAUCUUGGAAUCUCCCCUGGAAGCAGUUUCAUUUCGAAUGUCGGUUUCAAGUGAUGAUAUUAGUCUGCUAGAUCCUGGAACACCAGGACCUGACAUUAAAAUUCUACCAGCUGAAGCAGUUCCAUUUCGAAUGUCAGUGUCAAGUGAUGAUAUUAGUCUGCUUGCUCCGGGUACACCAGAACCUAUUGCUAAGAUUCUACCGACUGAGACUACAUUUCAAAUGUCGGCCUCAGCAGAGGAUGAGAGUAUUCUUGAUCUUGAACCUGAACCCGUUCCUCAAAAUAAACUAAGUACUGAUUUGGAUUUUGUGGAUGAAAAUGCUUCUGUUCGAGAGAACUCAUUUUUAAACAUCAGUAGUGUGGAGGAAGAAGAAAAGCGUCUGGAUGAACUCCUGGAUGGGUUGGACCAGGAAGUAGAGAAGAAACCCGGCUCAGCCCUCUCAUUCUCAUACGAUUCUGUCACAACAGACGUAGAGAAGUUUUCCGGAGUUGUUCAGACAGGGUUCCUGGACAUAGCGGAGCAGGAGGAACCAUUCGAGAUAAUCUCCGAUACUGAGGUGGACAGCAUCAGACAGGACGAACUAGGGAUUGAUGAACCUCGUCCAGAUGAUUUUACUGAGGAUUCUGACGAGUGUAAGAAUGAUGAGGAUGGAGCAAGGGUGGAUAUGAGAGCACUGCUUGAAGUUAAGGAUGCUGAAAAGAAGGAUUCAAUGAGAGAUUUACUCGAUGAUAUCAGCACUACUGCUACAAGGGCUAGUUCAGUUUGUGGCUCUAUGUGGAGUGAAUCACAGCACGACACUAGUUAUAUCUUUGCAGAAGCGGAGGUUAUAUCAGAUAAAGCUGAAGAGGUAGCUAUUGUUGAUCAGGUCUUCAAGAUGAGUGCUCCACUAGAUACAUCACAAAUGAUAGAAGAUAUGGAAGUUGAUGAACCUAUGGGAAAGAAUGAGGAUAAGGAUGAAGAUGAACCUGUAUCUGAUGAAGAAGACGAGGAUGAAGAAGAACCCGCGAAACUAAACUUCUCCUGGACUGCAGUCCCCCGUCCUGAAAAGUCUGCACUAAUGGUUUUACAAGAGGAAAUAGAAAAGGAAUUACUUUUCUCUGUACCCCAUACCGAGGGUGAAGGUUCAGACAUUGAACCUGAUAAUCAGGAGACUACAUUCAACUUUGCUCAGCCUCUAGAUGUUUCUAUGCAUAUGUUGGAAGAAGAUGAGGACAACAUGGAGAACCUUGCUACCAAAGCACCUGUAGUAAUUGAGGAGAAAGUUGAUAAUGAAACUAAUCAAGUUAAAUCUUCAGAUUAUGAUCUUCCUUUUUCAUUGUCAGAUAGCGAGGAUGAGGAGGAAGAAAACAAUUGUGAGAAGGAAGUAGAAAAGGUAGAUAUUGACGAGACAGAAAUCAUAACUCCCAUUGAAGUAUCUGCUGCACCGAUUGCAGUAGACAGUUCUGUUGUUGAGAAAAAAGAAGAUAAUACUGAAAAUCUCGAAACACAUGAAAUUUCUGUUGAGAAGGGGCAAGAUGUUAAUAUUGGAACUGUUAAAACUGCCAAAGAUGAAACUAAUGAUGUUGAAACAAUUGAUCCUGAAACUGUUCAAUCUGAGGAUGAAGUUGAUAAAAAUGUUGCGUCUGAGAAGGAAACUCAUAAAAAACUAUCUUCUAACAGUGAAGAAGAAAUGAUUUCGGAAACAGGCAUUGCACAUGAAGAUAAUGAUUUUGAAAAUAAAAAAGAAGAUUCAAAAGUGGAAGAUAUUAUCAAAGAUGGAGAUAAAGAACCACAGGAUAAACUAGAACUUGUUCUUGAACCUGAUCAGACAGAAAAGGAAUCUUUGACAGGAGAAGCAGGUUCAAGUCCUUGCCCCAAAUCUCCAGUUGUCGAAUCUGUUGAACUAGUUGGAGUGCGAAGACCUAGAAAAUCCGCAACCCCUGUAGUGAAAUCAAUAAUUGAAUUAAAACCAACGCCAUCUACGCCUCUCACACCUAGUAUCAGGAAAAGCAAAUCUUCCCAGUUGUCUGUUCAAUCUGAGGUUAAAUCUACUCCUAAGCGAGGCCGGCCUCGUGCUGUUGCCCUAGACCUUGAUGUUAGUUCCACACCUUCAAGACAAGGAAGAACUCGUCAGGCAUCUGCUGAGGUUGAAAGUUCUCCUGUAAGACGAGGAAAAGCUAGUUUAGUUCUUAUUGAACCUGAGGCUGUGUCCUCUCCAGUUCGGAGAAGAAGAUCUCAAGUUCCAACCAUGGAGGUUGAAUUAACUCCUUCAGGGAAAUCUAGCAAACAAGAUGAGACUGAGACUGGAUCAAUAUCCCUCAGAAAAAGGAGGCCGUCUUUAGUUAUCCCUGUAACAGUCCUUGAUAUAACUGAGAUACAGGAAAAGGAUGAAGAGGAUUCCAAGGUUGAAUCUCCGCCAAAGCGCAGAGGCCGACCUCGUAAGACAGAAAUAUCUCAAUUUAGCAAUACUCCCGCUGAAUUAACCGAAGUCCAAAUCUCAGCUAGAGAAACAAAAUCCAUGAGAGGAGAAACUACUCCCUCUCCAGCAAAACCAGAUUCAACCCAGGAACCAGAAGUAAUUCCAAGACAAUCUGCAAGAUCAGUUAGUACUCCAGUUAAUACCCCUUUAAUAACUCCAAGCAAACUGAAGAAAAGAACUCCAAGCCUUAUGACAAUUCCUCUCAUAACUCCAGUCAAGUCCUUAAGAAAUACUCCGGUUUUAAGCGACGAUACUCCACUGACUCCGACUAGAAGAAGUCGAAGAAUCUCUGGAAUUCUGGACGAUUCUGGAAGUCGGGGAGGACUUUCAUUUACUGCUCCGGAUGGUGGAGUUAUUAUUGGUAGUACUAGACAAGGUUAGACAAUUCUUUUACCAGUU
Eurytemora carolleeae is the source of this 7317-nucleotide messenger RNA. RefSeq names its product protein ELYS (gene Elys). The transcript is spliced from 37 exons. Gene Ontology annotation, molecular function: protein binding. Lineage: Eukaryota; Metazoa; Arthropoda; Copepoda; Calanoida; Temoridae. The record is from RefSeq and is a predicted model, not a curated record. The coding region runs from base 19 to 7299 and encodes 2426 amino acids.